Messenger RNA from Drosophila nasuta, 2267 nucleotides. It is a transcript of the gene IntS10, whose product is annotated as integrator complex subunit 10. Gene Ontology annotation, biological process: snRNA processing. Bases 59 to 1999 code for a protein of 646 amino acids. The record is from RefSeq and is a predicted model, not a curated record. Gene Ontology annotation, cellular component: integrator complex. NCBI's taxonomy places the organism in Eukaryota, Metazoa, Arthropoda, Insecta, Diptera, Drosophilidae. The transcript has 3 exons.
UACUCAAUGUUUGUACCAUCCCUAAUAGCCGGCAACAGUUUAUUUUGUUUUAGUCGCAAUGAAUUCGGUUGAGGAAAAUGAGAAUUAUAUGGUUAAACAAGCGCAAAAUGUACGCAAAACGGAUCCCAGCUCAGCCAAGGCAUGGAUUCUUACUGCAAAGACACUCUAUCCCAAUGCAUUUAACGUGCAGUACGAGGCAUAUCUGCUGGAGCGCGAUAGCAAAAACUACGAGGAGGCGGCCAAGUGUUUCAGCGUCAUUGCCACCAGCUUCACUAAUCAGCAUGCAGAGCUGUGGCAAGAGGUAAAUGCUUUAACCAAUGCGCUGCGCAACGAGAACGAGAAUACGCCAGAGCAGGACUUCUAUGUAAAGAUGUAUAAACAUUUAGCGCCCGAGGUGCAGCACAACAUCUUCGUGCACACCAUUAACAACAGCGGCGACAAUCUGCAGCAAUGCAUACACAGUUAUAUACUGAUGUUCAACAAGUUCCCCAAAACCGCAAUGUGGCAGGCGCCGCGUCUGCUCGAGAUGCUCGCCGAGGGCAUGAAGGCGGAUCCCGAUAUGUAUCAACGCAUGCUUGUGGAGGAGGUGCUCCCCAUGAUACAAAAUAAGCCACCAGAGUUAUCGCCACUGCUCGCCUGUCGUCUAUACACAAACUCCUUGGAGUAUUAUCUCCGUCAGAUUAUGGACGAUGAGAAAUGCGACACGACAGAAGCGUGGAAGAAUAUAUUCAAGGUCCUCAUGCUCUGUGGUCAAAUGAUGGGUUGGGAACCAUUCUUACCGUUUAGUAAGCAAAUCAAUCAGAAUGUCUACUGGGACAAAUUGGUGAAGAUUUUGCGUGGCAGUCCAGCAGGCAGCUCCCAAGUGUUGUUCUAUGCCACCACGCUGUUUAUCUACUCGUUGCAUGGUUACAUACGCAAGCUGCGCAUUGAGGAUGCCGAUGUCAAUCAUGUGCUCGUCGAGGGAUUCAUUGACUGGCGCGAUCCAUCAUCGGAGAGCGGAGAAGUACAGAGCAUGGAUUGCACUCCGGAUGGUGGCGAUGUUCAGAGCAUGGAGCCACCCAAAUUCUCUGCCACCACUCCCAUUAGUCAAGAGUUGUCGGAGGCUUUUCUUCAUGCUGCUCGUUGCUGGCAGCUGCUCAACACGGAGCAGUUUCAGCGUGACUUCAGCCAGCUGAUGUUGGCGCUGCCUUUGGCGCCAUGGAUCUCACGUUUUCUCUUCGAUUUAGCCAUUUAUUUUGGCCAUCGCGAUGAGGCCAACAAGCUGAUGGCUGAUAUGAAUACGCCCAGCACGCUGGUCCAGAGUCUGCAGAUAUUGAGUCUCAAUCUGAUGCAGGGCAGCAUGACAUAUCAAGGCUUCCAGUGCAUUCUCAAGAUACUAGCAGAGCUGCCAGCCACAAGUGGACAGCUGCUGGAGAACAUCAGCCUGAAGAGUCAUCGGCACAUGAUCUUCUUGCCGCUCACCAAGAUUGCACUCAUCCAGUAUUGCACGCGUGCAAUUGUCAGUCGACUGAGUCGCAUGCUCUUUGAGCCCAACUGUUCGGAUCGUUUGCUAGGCGAUCUGUUGGCGCUGCUGCAGCUCAGUACUGAUAAAGAUGUGGCGCUCAAGCAACACAUCUUCCAGCUGAUCACACAACGCAAAUCCUUCAAUCUGCACACGUUGUCCAAUUACAUUAUUGCCACGGACAUCAUCGAGGAGUUGGCAUUCAUUUGGAACUCGCAACAAGACGAUGCUAACUUUGAGUUAACUGGUUCACCGACAAGCGGCGGAGGCGCAGGCAGCUCUGCAGUCGCCGGAUCAGCGCAACCACGUCGCAUUGGCACUCGAGGUGCUGAUAAAGGAGCGAGGGAUGAGUUCAAGUCACUAAUCAGACAACAGAUUGCCAGAUGCAAUGAGAAUAUUCCAGCGUUGGUUGCCAAUUUCAUCACCCAGGAGCAUCUGACGCUGGCGCAACACAUCUUUGGCAUGGCGCCGCCAGUGGAAACCAUUGUCAUCAAGUGAGGCAAACAUCUAUCAUUUAAAUAAAGAUUAUCUAUUAAAAUGUGUGAAUGUGGCAUUCAGCAAAGAACUGAGCUUAAAUAAUGUAUUUUAUAAAUAUAGGAGAGCAGCUCAGCAAAGAAAGUCAAUAUAUCAUUGAUUUCAUUGUCUACAUAGAAUGUAUAUAUGUAUGGCUGUCUGAAGAUUCCUUUUGUGGGCAUAAUUAUUAGCAGUUAUUUUCUUGCAAUUGAAUAUUCUUGAUAUUCUAAGCAGCUAAUAAUUUUAUUUGCCA